AUGGUCGAGCAGUUGGAAGAAACAGCCGACGUUGAUUUAUUUAUCCAAGGCACUUCGGUCAAGCCAUCUUCAUCCAAGCUUCUCAGUAUGUUGUCCAACAGCACUACCGUUGAAGAGGGAGCAACAGGUGUCAAGAUCACACAGGAGGCGGUCCCAGGUGCUCAAAAGCUGGCGUGCUUUAUCCGCACCCCGAGGUCCCGAUCUAUCUAG
This is a messenger RNA of Penicillium mononematosum, 210 nucleotides long. RefSeq lists its product as uncharacterized. The record is from RefSeq and is a predicted model, not a curated record. Lineage: Eukaryota; Fungi; Ascomycota; Eurotiomycetes; Eurotiales; Aspergillaceae. The transcript has a single exon. The coding region runs from base 1 to 210 and encodes 69 amino acids.